Molecule: messenger RNA, 1030 nt
Organism: Caenorhabditis sp. 36 PRJEB53466
Lineage: Eukaryota; Metazoa; Nematoda; Chromadorea; Rhabditida; Rhabditidae
Source: the annotation of a GenBank genome assembly
AUGAGACUUCUCCACCUAUUCCUCGCUAUUUUUCCGGCUUUUGGUAGAGCACUGAAAUUGUCAACAGCAACAAGAAAAAUGUGUUUCAGUGAGUUGUCAGCUGGCUGCAGUCUAUUCGGAUGCCUCCCGAAAUCCCACGUGUAGCAAUUGGAGCAGUUGGGGACCGUGCGUUUGGCCGGAUCUCAAAACUGGCGUAAGAAAUUGAAGAAUAAAAAGGGUCCAGUGGUAAUUUUAACAAAUUCUGUUCCAGAAGCCGUAUCUCGAGCAAAUCUCGUCAAUCUGCCAACAUCACUGGUUCUACGCGUUCAUCAAAAGAUACGAAAAGGCGCUGAACAGCUUCUACGACUACAUGGGGAGCGUGCUAAAAUCGAAGAAACCGUGCGGUCUGUGCUCCUACAAACAAUCGUGCGGAUUCGGCGGAGCGGUCAAGUGCAAUCAGAGCCCGUUGGCGUAAGUUAUAUCGUGACCGUUGCCCAGAAUCCGACCGACUUCUCUAUUUUCAGAGUAGAAGGCGGCCGCCCAUUGAUGCCAUUCUACGUGGCCGAGCGAGUUUGUAGCGGCCGAGAUUUGGGAAAAACCCAAACGGAAUCGUGCGUCGUCGACUAUGACGCUCUUAUGGCAAGUUCAUUCAUCAAUGCAGCGCACUUUCUAAACAGAGAGCAUUUUCAGGCAAACGGAGGAGAAUGUCAACUGUGGCCGUCGGCGAAAGUGGAUCUUUCGGCUGUUGAGCCUGAAUUCCGCGAGCACGUCUCCAACUUGAGUUGGUACACUUGUCUGCCGCAGAAUCGGUGCGUUUUUUUGUUGAGAAAAUUACUGGAAAAUUGUCUGUUCUUGCAGAAAACUGCGAAAGGGACGCGGAAAGAACGCCAAGUACCGUUACGAGAAAGUGUGCCGGUGCUGUUGCUUUCCGUUCCGCCCGAAUCCGAAGACUUUUAAAUGUGAGCACACGCCGGGAACCCCAAUCGCUCCCGGAAUGGAUCUUUUGGAAAGUGAGCUGAAAUCGAGCGCAAGGCGAAGAGCUUUACAAUAA